AUGAAGGUUUCGAUUUACCUCCUUUUAUGUUUCACAGAGUGGACUCUUGCCGCUACUGUCUAUUUUUCGGCCCACUUGACUUGGGCCAACCACUCGGUGGCAGGCGUUGAGCGUCCGGUCAUCCUCACCAACGGCCAGUACCCUGGCCCCGAGUUACGCUUGAAUCAGGGAGACGAUGUGGUUUUUGACGUGUAUAACGAUUGUCCAUUUGGCAUGACGGUGCACUUUCAUGGGAUUGAACAGAUUGGAACACCAUGGUCGGAUGGGGUGCCUGGACUAUCACAGCGCGCUAUCGAAACAGGUGCUGCCUUUCGUUAUCGCUGGAAGGCAGAUCAGUACGGUGCUUACUUCUAUCAUGCUCAUCAUCGGGGUCAUUUCGAGGACGGUCUGUACGGUCCGAUAUACAUCGCCCCUUCACGUACUGUGACCAAGCCGUUCAGCCUCAUCUCAAGUAGUUUCAUUCACCAACAGGCCAUGAAACUUGCUGAAAUUGCGAGCUCGCCUUUAUUCUUGUCGGAUUGGCGCCUGUUGACUUCCGAACAAAUCUGGAAUGCCGAGGAAGCUUCCGGCGUUGACGCAUUCUGCGCGAAUGCUCUGCUCAUCAAUGGCAAAGGCUCAAUGACGUGCUUCUCGCAAGACCAGAUCAAUGAGUUGACAACGCCUGAGCAAAAAGCUGUUCUGGGUGACGAGACCUUGACUGAUAUAGCUUGCUUCCCGCCAAACGUUGGGCAGGGAGAUUACCCUCACAAUUACAGUGCACUACUACCGACGAUGUUCUAUGGAUGUAACCCGAGUCAAGGUCCACGGCAUGUAAUUGAUGCAGAUCCAGGUCGCAGAUACAUCAGCUUGGAUCUCACCAGCGCAGCCGGGGUGAUUGAUCCAGUCUUCUCCAUCGACGAGCACUUUAUGUGGGUAUACGCCGUAGAUGGACGAUACAUCCAACCGGUCAAAGUCAACGCUCUCACCAUCCCCAUCGGUAACAGAUACUCGGUCCUUGUGCCUCUCGACAAGACCCCAGGGGACUACACUGCCCGCUUGGUCAGUGGGAGUAUUCAACAAAUUCUUAACACCACAGCUAUUCUACACUAUCAAGCCCCCGACUUCCUACGCAGGCCAUCAAGGCCAUGGAUCACGCUGACAGGUACCAACGCGACGGCCAACACCGUCUUCUUCGACGUGACCAAAGCCCAACCUUACCCCCCGAUUGCUCCGUCCACCAACAUCGCAGCGACUCACAUCCUGACAAUCCGUCGCUUCGGCGCAUCGUACCGCUGGACGCUCGGAAACAGCAGCUACGAUCUUGAAUUGGAAGAAUCCCAGCCCUUACUCUUUAAUCAGACCGCCAUUCCCAGCGACUUGAUCGUUCGCACCAACAACAACACCUGGAUCGAUCUUAUUAUCCAAGUCGAUUCACCUGCUCAGCCGGCGCAUCCAAUCCAUAAGCACUCCAACAAACAUUUCGCAAUUGGUCAAGGUCUCGGGAAUUUUACAUGGGCAUCGGUCGCGGAAGCGAUGCAAUCAAUUCCUGAAUCAUUCAAUUUGAUCAAUCCGCCCAUUAAAGACACAACUCCGACUCCUGCCACGGGCACUGGUCCCAGUUGGCUGGCUCUUCGGUAUCAUGUUGUGAAUCCCGGAGCUUUUCUGUUACAUUGUCAUGUGCAGAUUCAUCAGAGUGGGGGGAUGGCCUUGGCCUUGUUGGAUGGAGUCGACGAAUGGCCCACUGUACCUUUGAAAUAUUUGAAUAAUUCAGGGUUCUAG
This is a messenger RNA of Penicillium oxalicum, 1758 nucleotides long. RefSeq names its product multicopper oxidase. NCBI's taxonomy places the organism in Eukaryota, Fungi, Ascomycota, Eurotiomycetes, Eurotiales, Aspergillaceae. Bases 1 to 1758 code for a protein of 585 amino acids. The transcript is spliced from 3 exons. Gene Ontology annotation, molecular function: oxidoreductase activity; copper ion binding. The record is from RefSeq and is a predicted model, not a curated record.